AGCUUGUGUGCUUCUGAUGAUACCGAGGUCCACUUCAAGUCCGUUCACAGUUUUGGCCUAAAGAAAAUCAAGACUCGGCUGCCCCCUGUUGGCCAAACAAGGAACAUCGUCCUACGAUGACAGGCUACCGAGGGAGACUUGAAUGAAAGCGGGCCGUGUGGAGGUGGACCCCGGGGAACAUCGUCAUGGACGCUCGGAACGAGCGCGAGAGGCUGCUGGACGCAGAACGAGAAGAAGAUGAUCCCACCGGACUCAUGGCCGAGCAGGACGCUUAUCUCAGCAAAGUGAAGAACAGGAAGUUGUACCUGGCCACCUUUGUGUCAGUGCUGGGUCCCAUGAGCUUCGGCUUCGUGCUGGGCUACAGCUCGCCCGUCAUCCCGGAACUCAGCAGAAGCUCGGACCCUCGGCUGCGGCUGGACGAGGCGCAGGCGUCCUGGUUCGGAUCGGUGGUGACCCUGGGAGCGGCGGCGGGGGGCCUGCUGGGCGGCUGGAUGGUGGAGAAGGCGGGCAGGAAGCUCACCAUCAUGCUCAGCACGCUGCCCUUCGUCUUCGGCUUCACCGUCAUCGUCGCCGCGCAGAACGUUUGGAUGUUCUACUUCGGGAGGCUGCUGACCGGCCUCGCCAGCGGCGUCGCCUCGCUCGUCGUGCCGCUGUACAUUGCGGAGAUGGCCCACGAGCGCGUGCGAGGGACGCUGGGCUCGUGCGUGCAGCUCAUGGUGGUGCUGGGCAUCAUGGGAGUCUACCUGGCUGGUCUCUUUGUGGGCUGGCGCUGGCUGGCGGUCUGCAGCUCCAUCCCGCCCACGCUUCUGCUGACGAGCAUGUGCUUCAUGCCGGAGACGCCCAGGUUCCUGCUGUCCCGGGGCAGGCGCCGUGAGGCCGAGGAGGCCCUGCGCUUCCUGCGGGGACCCGACGCCCCCGUGGAGUGGGAGUGCGCCCGUAUCGAGGACGCGUGUGACGAGCAGGGCUCCAGUUUCCUGGCGUCUGACCUGAAGGAUCCCGGCGUGUACAAGCCGCUGGCGAUCGGCGUCUUGCUGAUGGUCUUCCAGCAGAUGACGGGGAUCAACGCCAUCAUGUUCUACGCGCAAAACAUCUUCGAGCGGGCGCAUUUCAAGGAGAGCGACCUGGCCUCGGUGAUCGUGGGUCUGAUUCAGGUGGUCUUCACGGCCGUGGCGGCCCUGGUCAUGGACAAGGCGGGAAGAAAAGUCCUCCUCGUUAUCUCAGGCGUCGCCAUGGCCAUCAGCACCGCGGCCUUCGGGGUUUACUUCUACCUGAUGUCCAGAGUCCGCGCCGGCUCCGCGGCAGAGGAUCCCCACGCCGACUUGGCCUGGUUGGCCCUUGCCAGCAUAUCCGUCUUCAUCGCAGGGUUCGCUCUGGGCUGGGGUCCCAUCCCGUGGUUGGUCAUGUCCGAGAUCUUUCCCGUCAAAGCCAGAGGCUUUGCCAGCGCGGCGUGCGUCCUCACCAACUGGGGCAUGGCCUUCGUCGUCACCAAGAGCUUCCACGACAUGAUGACUCUUCUCACCAACGCCGGAACCUUCUGGCUGUUUUCCUCCAUGUGCGUCGUCAACGUUGCCUUCACGGUCGCCUUCGUCCCCGAAACCAAAGGCAGGACGUUGGAGCAGAUCGAGGCCACUUUCAGGGGAACGUCGGGCCCCUGAUCCUGUCCUCGCGGGAACCGUCACUCAUCUUUUCAUUUUGUUUUAUCCUCCCAAAAAGUUCUCCACUGCUUCUCAGAAGCCGCGUGGGUGCUGCUAGCGGUCACACGGGUGCUGCUAGCGGUCACAUGGUGUAAAUAUGGGAGUGAAAUGAUCUCAUUAUUAAAACUGUCAACUUUUUUGUUUGAAGGAAACUGCUUUCAAGAAAAAGUACACUUGUUUGUUAGAUAUAAAGAGUUAACUGAGGCACCCUUUC
This is a messenger RNA of Doryrhamphus excisus (bluestripe pipefish), 1908 nucleotides long. RefSeq names its product solute carrier family 2 member 8 (gene slc2a8). Lineage: Eukaryota; Metazoa; Chordata; Actinopteri; Syngnathiformes; Syngnathidae. Gene Ontology annotation, molecular function: D-glucose transmembrane transporter activity. Gene Ontology annotation, biological process: D-glucose transmembrane transport. The record is from RefSeq and is a predicted model, not a curated record. Gene Ontology annotation, cellular component: membrane.